Molecule: messenger RNA, 3676 nt
Organism: Ananas comosus (pineapple)
Lineage: Eukaryota; Viridiplantae; Streptophyta; Magnoliopsida; Poales; Bromeliaceae
Product: pentatricopeptide repeat-containing protein At3g49710
Exons: 3
Coding region: 1303-3474 (723 amino acids)
Biological process (GO): RNA modification
Molecular function (GO): protein binding; RNA binding; zinc ion binding
Source: RefSeq, a predicted model, not a curated record
AACGAGAGAGGAUAAAGAAGAGGCUACGGGGUUUUGGGGAAAUGGGGAUUUGCGAAGGGGACGGAGCUAUGGAGAGGAGAAAACCCUAGAAAAGAGCGAAGAGGAACGGCGAAAUUGCCAUUAAUGGAGGCGAUUCUUAUUGCUUCUUCGAGCUCUCUCCCCGUUGGUAGGAGUAAGGUAGUAGUUUCUCAGAGAUAUCGGAACCAAGCUUAUCAUAGCUACCAUCUAUACUCAGAAUCUUAUUCGAAGCGGCGUUCUUCGAAAUCCUUCGUUAAACUUCAAGCUGCUGAACGUUUUGGCGACCCGAAAUAUAUCACGAACUAUGUGGAUAACUUGUCAAAAAGGCUGGUCUCGACCCUUCCUGAACCAAUCAAAGUAUUUCCGUGGAAAGAAGCUAAAAAUAAAGUUCUAGAGCAAUUGCUCGUUGUCGGCGAGAAAGCAUUGAAGUGGUCGUUAAUUGUUCUGUUUGUCGUUAGUGCCGCAUUAGAUUUAUAUCUAGCAAUAUCAAGAGACAGAGAGCUCUUGAUACCGCUCGGUCUAUUCGUAGGCAUUGCUCUCGCCGACUUCCUGACAGAAUCGCUGCACGCGCUUUUCCAGAAAACUACACAGGACGGAGAAUCUCCGAGGCAUCUUAUCAGCAUUGGAUCAUUCUUUGCGCUCAUGAAGAUCAUAUCUCUCUCCCUGAAGCUUCCUGGAAGGGUGCUUCUCUCUCAUGUAGGUAAUGGGGGGUUGAUGCAAGUGUUGUGGUCAGCGAAUAAGAUGCGAAAGAACGAUAAUUUCGAAGAAUCAAACGGCGUUUCCGAACCGAGCAGUGAAUUGGCUAAAAGUAAUGUGUAAACUUUACUGUGUGAAGGGAAUUUGUAAACUUGUUGUUGGCCACUAACUAAAAGUUCAUUUUUCCAAUUUUGUGGCUGAGCUAUUUGAACCUCUCUUUUAGUUGGAUGUUUGAGUAGUCUCUGGGUUAGUUCAUGUGAUAAAAUGGCGAAGAUGUACUCCGUCUUUCACGCCGACGGUCGGAUUGGGCACUCUGACGGUAUCCUCAGAUUUCACAAAAACACAUAUGACCGGCGUCUGCCUUUCUCUGCGAAGAUGAGUAACCUUAUCUCUAACUUGGCGACCUGCGCUGAUGUUCAUCUAAUUACAUAAAGUAUAUUGUUUCGACAUUCGUGCCAUCGCCAGUGUAGUUCUUUCGGGCAAAGAUUCGAAUUAAUCUUCAAAAUUGUGCCAGUUUUGUGUUUGUGUGACUCUCCCCUCACCUUUCCCCGCCAAAACCUUAUUUGAAUAUCUCAACAUGCGUAGUAAAUGAAUGAACCAUCUCUUCUCCUCCUCUGCCGCUUCCGCGACCUCCUCAAAGCCUCCGUCGCGGUGCGAGACCUCGCCGCGGGCGAGUCGCUCCACGCGCUCUACGUCAAGUCCCUCGUCCCCCACUCCACCUACCUCUCCAACCACUUCCUCCUCCUCUACUCCAAAUGCGGGCUCCUCCGCCGCGCCCACCACCUGUUCGACGAAAUCCCCCACCCGAACGUCUUCUCCCACAACGCCCUCCUCGCCGCCCACGCCCGCCGCCCCGACCUCGCCGCGCGGAUCUUCGACCGGAUCCCCGCCCCCGACCUCGUCUCCUACAACACCCUCCUCUCCGCCUUCGCCCGCGCGGGCCUCGCCGCGCGCGCCCGCGCCCUGUUCGACGAAAUGCCCCGCCGCGAACUCUUCUCCCGAAUGCGCCGGUCGGGCCUCCGUGACGCCGACGGGUUCACGCUCUCCUCCGUCGUCUCCGCCGGCGCCGGCGCCGGCGUCGGCGUCGACCAGCUCCACGCCCUCGCUGUGUCCACCGGGCUCGAUGCGUACGUCUCCGUAAACAAUUCGGUUAUUUCUGGGUACGGCAAGGGCGGGUCCGUGAGGAGCGCCGAGAAGCUGUUCGAUGAAAUGCUCGUGAGGGACGAGGUGUCGUGGAAUUGCAUGAUCGUCGUGUGCGGGCAACACCGCGAGGGGGCGAAGGCGCUGUCUCUGUUUCAGGAAAUGGUGAGGAGGGAUUUGCAGGUCGACGUGUACACGCUGGCGAGCGUGCUCACCGCCUUCACGGCUCUCGAGGACCUCCCGGGCGGGGCCCAGUUCCACGCCCGCCUGAUAAAAAGCGCCGUCGAGCGGAAUUGCCAUGUGGGCAGCGGUUUGAUCGAUCUAUACGCCAAGUGCGGAAGGAUUCGCGAUGCACGAAAAGUGUUCGACGAAGUGAGCGAGCCGGAUUUGGUGUUAUGGAAUACUAUUAUAUCGGGUUACUCAUUGAACGACGAAUUCUCCGAAGAGGGUUUGAAUUGCUUUAUGAAGAUGCGGAGGGACGGUUUCGUGCCCGACGAUUGUAGCUUUGUGUGCACGAUAAGCGCGUGCUCGAACUUGUCGUCGCCGUCUCAAGGAAGGCAAAUGCAUGCAUUGGCGAUCAAGUCGGAGCUCCCGAGCAAUCGGAUUUCGGUUAACAAUGCAUUGGUCAACAUGUAUUCGAAGUGCGGAAAUGUCGAGGAUGCUCAAAAGUUGUUCGAAAGAAUGAUGGAGAGGAAUACGGUUUCGUACAAUUCGAUGAUCGCCGGAUUUGCUCACCACGGAUUGGCUGUUGAGGCGUUGGGCCAUUUUAGAGAAAUGCUCGACGCGGAAAUUGAGCCUACAAGCAUUACUUUCAUUUCCGUGCUCUCCGCGUGCGCGCACACGGGAAAGGUCGAAGAAGGUCGGGAGUAUUUCCAUUUGAUGAGCAAAAAGUACGGAUUAAAACCGUGCGAGGAGCAUUACUCGUGCAUGAUCGACCUCCUCGCUCGCGCUAAGAGGUUUGAAGAAGUCGAGGAGCUGAUCGUCGCAAUGCCGUUCGAUCCGGGACCGAUCGGGUGGACCGCGCUUCUCGGCGCGUGUAGGACCCACGGGAACAUGAAUCUUGGGGCGAGGGCGGCUGAGAAGAUCAUCCGAUUCGAUCCUCACAAUGCUUCAGCGUAUGUUAUGCUCGCGAACAUGCACGCGAGCAGCGGGAGGUGGGAGGAAGUCGCGAAAGUGCGAAAGCUGAUGAAAGACAGAGGUGUUCGGAAAAAACCCGGCUGCAGUUGGAUCGAGCUGAACAAAACAAUCCACGUGUUUGUCGCCGACGACGUGUCGCAUCCUCGGAUUAAAGAGGUUUACAGAUUCUUAGAGGAAAUGUCCGAGAAGAUGAAGGGACUAGGGUAUGUGCCGGACGUGCGGUGGGCUCUGGCAAGGGAUCACGAGAUAGAAGGCGAGAAAAGGCUGCGGCACCACAGCGAGAAGCUCGCGGUCGCGUUCGGAUUGAUCAGUACUCGGGACGGAGAGCCCAUUUUGGUGAUCAAGAACCUGCGGAUUUGCGGGGAUUGUCACAGUGCAAUCAAGCUCAUUUCGAAGAUAGUUGGGAGGGAGAUUACAGUUAGAGAUGCUCACAGGUUUCAUUGCUUCAGAGGGGGGAGUUGCUCUUGUGGAGAUUAUUGGUGAAUGAAUCCCUUCAGAAUACAUUAUCAUGAUUUUUGAAAUUUUAUUUGUUUUCAAUAGUUUUUUUUUUUUUUUUUUUUUUUUUUUUUUUUUUGUUGUUGUUGUGCAGUAGAGCUUCACCUGCUAUUUUAUUUUCAUUUACAUUAUCUCUUGAAACGUAGCAAUAUAUUUCUCCAAUGGCAAUUGUCAUUCUAAAACUAUUUUA